Molecule: messenger RNA, 1569 nt
Organism: Phoenix dactylifera (date palm)
Lineage: Eukaryota; Viridiplantae; Streptophyta; Magnoliopsida; Arecales; Arecaceae
Cellular component (GO): endomembrane system
Source: RefSeq, a predicted model, not a curated record
CGUUCUUCUCCUCUGUCCGGAGAUCCUCUCUCUAUCCACGGGUGGCCGAUCCCAGAAACCCUAAAUUCUCUGUUUUCCCGAUCUCUUCCGCCAUGGAUUUCCGCGGCGUUGCGAAGAUUAAUUUUCUGAUGUUGAUAUCCUUUCUCUGCCUUCAAGCCAGGGCUGAGAGUAGCCGUUCGGUCUUCUUUCUUGAUGGUUCUUCUCAAAGAUAUAUUCGGAAUCGGCCAUUGGAUGCCGCAGGCGAGACCGAUUCAAUGUCAUUAUAUGAAGUUGCAGCGGCUACAUCAGUCUUACUUGGUUUUGCACCACCUUCUUCGCUUCCUGCUGAUUCUUCAUAUAAGUUAAAUGAGGUUCUAUCCCCCAACCCUUUUGAUAGGCCUCAGGCUGUUAUGAUUCUAGAAGUUAGGGGAGUUAAGGGGCCAUUGCUGCCUGCUGACUAUUUAAAUUUCCAAGGGAGUACACUCUUUAGAAGUAGGGUUAUUGGUUCAAGUAAAGCUGAAAUUCGACUUCCAGGUGAGGAUGAAGUUUCUGUUGUUACUUUAGAUGAACCUUUAGAUGAUGAGUGUAAUGCUGCUUGUGUUGAUAAGGAGCUCAGCAAUCUUGCACACUGGCUGAGGGGGUCAUAUCUUGGUUCUAUCAAGUCCCUAGAUGGGGAAUUGAGUGUUCCUUUGCCAAGUGGUAGCACUUUAAAGCUGCAUCUUUCAAAGAAAACGGACCUGCAUUUUGCGUCUAGUCUUGUAUCCCUGUUUAGAAGUAUCAAGAAGGUAGUGGAGAUUCAUGAAGAUUUGGCUGGUAGCAGUGUGAACCCUGCAGAAUUGUUGAUAGGCCGUUUCACAGGCAUUGAGGUGCUGGAAGAAGAAUAUGGUCCAGAAGAGAUUACUCAGCAGGGAGUACAGUUGUUCCAGACGACUCUUGCCAAGUUGUUUGAUUUGCUACAAACGGCUUACGGAGGGAAAAUUGUCCUAAUUAUCAUGUCAAAUGAGGAGCCCUCUUCCCACUCAGGAGCGAUGCUAGAUGUGACUUUUUCUGCACGGAUUUCACGAUGGUUAAAAGAAGAAAGCACAACUAAUGCAACUUCAGAGGUGUUACUGGUCAGGCGAAGUUUGGCCUGGAUAACUGGAAUUAUCCUGCUCGUGUCAACUAUUAUUGGGGUCUACCUUCUACUGAACAUGUCGCUUACAAGGGACACCCUCCUUUAUUCCAAUGUCAAGCUUGAUUGAUUACAAUAAUAGGACUGGAGCUCUGGAAGCAGCGUACAACAGGUUUUUGGGCCACGCUGUGAGUGAGGUUCUUGGGGCCUGGCCAUGCAGAAAUAGACAAACAUUAUCCUAUCGUGAAUUUUACUCUUAUGUCUGUUGCUAAAUGACCACUGACUGUAAUGUUCGAGUCAAUGUUGUAUUUAGAUUUUAGAGACAGUGCUUGCAUGAUUGCAUGUGGGACAGAUUUGGAAUAUUUUGAGCAAUUGCAGCUAUAAUAGACCCAUUCUGUAAACAUGCUGUCAUUUGCUCAUUUGUAUUUUUCUUGAUAAUAAAUUUUCAGGAAAUUCCAUUUUUUUUGGCAAUAAGGAUA